Lagenorhynchus albirostris (white-beaked dolphin) is the source of this 1200-nucleotide messenger RNA. It is a transcript of the gene CNTD1, whose product is annotated as cyclin N-terminal domain containing 1. Gene Ontology annotation, cellular component: site of double-strand break. Gene Ontology annotation, biological process: reciprocal meiotic recombination. The record is from RefSeq and is a predicted model, not a curated record. NCBI's taxonomy places the organism in Eukaryota, Metazoa, Chordata, Mammalia, Artiodactyla, Delphinidae. The transcript has 7 exons. Bases 174 to 1187 code for a protein of 337 amino acids.
GGCUGUGAAAGGCUCGAGGCUGUGCUGGGAAAUGAGUUUUCCUCAGACUUGAGGCCAGGAGGACCGGCACACGGAAGGGGACGAAGAAUCCAGGGUGUGGCAGAAGACUCUGAAGGGAAGCUAAGGGGGACGGAUCCAGUGAGACGUCCGGGGCAACAAACAAGGUUCUGAAAAUGGACCGACCUGUGAGGCCCAGAUUGGCCUCUCUCAGUGACUUUCAGUUUGGAGCUGUUGCCACAGAGACGAUCGAAGACGCUCUGCUCCACUUGGCCCAGCAGAAUGAGCAAGCCGUGCAGGAGGCUGCGGGCCGGAUGGGCAGCUUCAGGGAGACCCGGAUCGUGGAGUUUGUUUUUCUCCUGUCUGAACAAUGGUGUCUGGAGAAAUCCGUGAGCUACCAGGCUGUAGAAAUCCUAGAAAGGUUUAUGGUUAAGCAGGCAGAGAACAUCUGCAGGCAAGCCACAAUCCAGCUGAGAGAGAAGACAGGGCCUCAGAAUUGGAGGGCUCUGAAAGAGCAGCUUUUCAACAAGUUUAUCCUGCGUCUUGUGUCAUGUGUCCAGCUGGCAAGCAAACUUUCCUUCCACUACAAAAUAAUCAGCAACGUUACAGUCCUGAAUUUCCUCCAGGCUCUAGGGUAUCUACACACUAAAGAAGAACUGCUGGAGUCAGAGCUUGAUGUUUUGAAGUCCCUGAACUUCCAAAUCAAUCUGCCUACUCCCCUGGCAUAUGUGGAGAUGCUCUUGGAGGUUUUAGGAUACAACGGCUGUUUGGUGCCAGCCACACAGCUGUAUGCAACCUGCCUGAACCUACUGGACCUAGUCUAUCUUCUCCAUGAACCUGUAUAUGAGAGCCUGCUGAGGGCUUCAAUUGAGAACUCCACACCCAGUCAGCUGCAAGGGGAAAAGUUUAUUUCCGUGAAGGAAGACUUCAUGCUGUUGGCAGUAGGAAUCAUUGCAGCAAGUGCUUUCAUCCAAAACCAUGAGUGUUGGAGCCAGGUUGCGGGGCAUUUGCAAAGCAUCACUGGCAUUGCCUUGGAGAGCAUUGCCGAACUCUCUUAUGCAAUCCUGACUCACAGCGUGGGAGCCAGCACUCCAGGUCGACAGCGGCCUGUUCCACCCCACCUGGUGGCCGGAGCACUGAGGGCUGCGACUUCUCCAACACAUGAGGCCGGCGGAAUCCGCCCAAAAUAAACAGCCUUCUGUC